Fulvia fulva is the source of this 105-nucleotide messenger RNA. RefSeq lists its product as uncharacterized. NCBI's taxonomy places the organism in Eukaryota, Fungi, Ascomycota, Dothideomycetes, Mycosphaerellales, Mycosphaerellaceae. The record is from RefSeq and is a predicted model, not a curated record. The transcript has 2 exons. Bases 1 to 105 code for a protein of 34 amino acids.
AUGGAGCAGCCUCAUCGUGCCGUUGGCAACAACAAGCUCCUCAAUCUGUUCUGGCCAGAAGCGAGUGUUAUGCCGACACACCUCCGGCUCCAAGUCAUCCAGUGA